This is a messenger RNA of Eleginops maclovinus (Patagonian blennie), 909 nucleotides long. RefSeq names its product homeobox protein Hox-D9b-like. Gene Ontology annotation, biological process: anterior/posterior pattern specification; proximal/distal pattern formation; regulation of transcription by RNA polymerase II. Gene Ontology annotation, molecular function: RNA polymerase II cis-regulatory region sequence-specific DNA binding; DNA-binding transcription factor activity, RNA polymerase II-specific. Lineage: Eukaryota; Metazoa; Chordata; Actinopteri; Perciformes; Eleginopidae. The coding region runs from base 1 to 909 and encodes 302 amino acids. The transcript has 2 exons. The record is from RefSeq and is a predicted model, not a curated record. Gene Ontology annotation, cellular component: nucleus.
AUGUCGCUAACGAAUUAUUAUUCCAUGAUGGGGCUCCAGACUGAGGAGCCGUACGGUGCGCAUUUCAUCCCGGGAGGCUUGCAGGGUUCGGCGGCCGGCUGCGCAAAGCCAACCCGGAGAGGAGCGGAGGAGGAGGAGGGGACCCCCAUCCCGGAUUUUUCUCAUUUUUCCAACAAACAGACGAGCUUAAAUGGCUUCUCUCCUUGGGCCAACACCUCCACUUCUUCUGCGCCUUCUUCCCCGCAGCUGCAGUCCAAUGCAGGCCUUUUUCAUCCACAUCCACACCUCCUGAGCCACCACCACCACCACCACCCGUGGACGCAGCAGAAUCACGCCGAGCACCUCGCGUCAUCGGCGGCUUCAGAGAGCAGGUUCAUCCGCUGUUGGGAAGGUUCGACCCCAGCUUUGGAGACCCCUUUGUCCCAUGCAUCUGAUGGGUUUUCCGGGUGUGUCCCCGCUCAGGCUGACCUCUCCGAUCCAACACCGACGUAUGAGGCGGUUAAACCCGAGGGUUCACCUCCGUCAGACAGCCCCGGGGACUCCAGCUUCAACAGCCCGGCUGAGGUGGUCCUAGAGCGGCUUGGCACCGUGGAGGAGCUCGGUAGGAAGCCGGAGCCCAAGAAGGAGGACGAGGAGAGGAAAACAAAGCCCCUGAUAGACCCAGAAAACCCUGCAGCUAACUGGAUCUACGCCAAGUCCACCCGGAAGAAGAGGUGUCCGUACACCAAAUACCAGACGCUGGAGCUGGAGAAGGAGUUCCUGUACAACAUGUACCUGACCCGGGACCGGCGCCUGGAGGUGGCUGCACUCCUAAACCUGACGGAGAGGCAGGUGAAGAUCUGGUUCCAGAACAGGAGGAUGAAGAUGAAGAAGCUGAUGAUCCGGGAGAGGAGGGGUGGGAAUGAGUGA